Messenger RNA from Lasiodiplodia theobromae, 885 nucleotides. RefSeq lists its product as uncharacterized. Gene Ontology annotation, biological process: guanosine tetraphosphate metabolic process. The coding region runs from base 1 to 885 and encodes 294 amino acids. The record is from RefSeq and is a predicted model, not a curated record. Lineage: Eukaryota; Fungi; Ascomycota; Dothideomycetes; Botryosphaeriales; Botryosphaeriaceae. The transcript is spliced from 2 exons.
AUGGAUGGUUGCACAAACCACAACGCACCGGCAUGUAAUGUCAUCGACACCUUCGUGGACCAAUGGAUCACGACCAAGCAGCGGAUCUACAAAGACAUGGCAGACAGAGUUCGGACGCAAUGUCAUUCUUUCGCUCGCGACCAGGGAAUUCUGGCUCAAGUCAGCAGCAGAGUCAAGCAACCAGAACAUCUUCGACAGAAACUCUUAGCCAGGGAGGUCAAAUUUAAGGACGGGUACAAGGACGCAGAACAUAUCGAAGCUGAUAUCCGAGACCUUGCCGGAGUACGAAUCGUACUCUACCUCCCCAACGACAAACCGAGGUUGAACAACUACAUCUAUGCGAACUACGAAGUCAAGCACGAAAUUCAACAUCCCAAAAAUGAGGCCGACAAGAUCAAUUGGGGUUAUCGGGGUAUCCACUACGUUGUCUCACUCAAAAAGGACGUCAAAGUGUUGGAGAAGCAGGUCAAUGUCGAACUGCAAGUGGUUACUAUGAUGCAACAUACGUGGGCUGAAGUAGAGCAUUACUUCUAUUACAAGUCUGCCGGUCAUGGGAAAGUUUCCAAAGAAGAGAGGGACACUUUGAAAUUGCUGGAACAAGUAGUAGGCCUCGGCGAUGAAUACCUGGAGCGAUUAUACAACCUUAGAUAUCCAUCACUGGACCAGGUCAAACAAGAGGUUGUCAAGCAUCACAGAGGUUCAUCCUCCCCGUCGAGCUUAACCCCAGAACUCCCCGCAGCGGAUGGAGAUACGAACAACAUUCCUUUCCCAACUACGCAGAAACUCCGAGCCUUUCUUUUCAAAAGCUUGGGCGAAAUGACAGAUUUGGAAGUCAUAAACUUGGGUCCCGUUGAGGUGUUGUUGAAACCCCGUGUGCUGUCUUGA